This is a messenger RNA of Scaptodrosophila lebanonensis, 2194 nucleotides long. Its product is annotated as organic cation transporter protein. The transcript is spliced from 11 exons. Gene Ontology annotation, biological process: transmembrane transport. Bases 406 to 2121 code for a protein of 571 amino acids. Gene Ontology annotation, molecular function: transmembrane transporter activity. The record is from RefSeq and is a predicted model, not a curated record. NCBI's taxonomy places the organism in Eukaryota, Metazoa, Arthropoda, Insecta, Diptera, Drosophilidae.
CGUCGCGUCGCUUGGUUAUAAACUGCUGCCGAACCAAUUAUAAGCCGUAGAAAACAAAACAAGUGCCCAGUCAUUUACGUUGUGGCCAGUUAAUCGUGAAUGAAAUUAGAAAUUUCUCUUGACAAUGGUAUAGAAGCGCAUUAGUCAGGCAGUAGCUUCGUUAUUUACACAGACACGCGACAAUAUGUUUUUGAUUUUACGAAUUGCCGAGCACAGAUAAGAAGAGCAAGCGGCAAACCCCAAACAUUUUCUGUUUUAUUAGAGAUCGGCGAUUCCGACAGCGCUCUGCAGCGGUGCACUUCAGUGAGGAGCGAGCUCGCCCUAACGACGGUCACAGACACGGUACUUGGGCAAAUAAAAAAGUGGUUACUAAACUCCUUGUGUGAAAAACUGUGACUUUUAGCCAUGGCCGCGGCCCUUGAUUUUGAUGAUAUCCUAACUGAAAUAGGCGAAUUCGGGCGAUAUCAGAGACGCAAUUACCUGCUCAUUUGCCUGCCCGUGCUCUUUGCGGCAGCCAAUAGCUUGUCGUAUGUGUUCACAGCAGGCACCCCGAAGUACCGCUGCUACAUAGCCGAGUGCGAUGCGGAUAUAUCGCCCGAGUACCAGACGGAUUGGCUGGAGCAUGCCAUGCCAGGCACUUGGGACAAGCACCACCAAUUUACGCCCGCGACGUGCGAUCGCUACAUGGCCAAUGAUAGCUCUUACGAUCAGGCUGGACAGUGCAGUUCCUCCCAGUUCCUGCCACAAACAGAACGCUGCAAUCAAUUCGUAUACGACGGCCAGGAGCAGACCAUUGUACAGGACUGGCAACUGACAUGCAAGGAAAACGCCUGGAAGCUUGCACUAGUGGGCACUAUUCACUUUGCCGGCUUGGUUGUGGGCACGGCGCUCUUUGGCUACUUGGCAGAUCGGUUUGGACGCAAACUGGUGUUCCUAUUCUGCAUCAUCUUCAUGGCGGUAACAGGCGUGGCGCAAGGUCUAGCUUGGGACUACCCCAGCUUUCUGGUCUUUGCUCUUCUCAAUGCAGUAGGCACGUCGGGCGUUUAUCCUCUCGCCUUUAUAAUUGGCGUGGAGAUGGUCGGAAUACGUAAGCGAGAGAUGUCAUCCAUUGUGCUCAACUAUUUCUAUGCAAUUGGUGAGGCGCUGCUGGGCCUGGCCGCUUGGCUCCUACACGACUGGCAACUUAUCCAAUAUGCGCUAUCCAUUCCCCCACUUUGCUUCUUCGUUUACUUCUGGCUGGUUCCCGAGUCAGUGCGAUGGCUUCUGGCACGUAAUGAGCACGAAAAGGCAGGUGUAAUAAUUAAAAGGGCAGCGCAUGUAAAUCGCCGUGAAUUGUCGCUGGAACUUCUGGCGAACUUCAAGCAACAACAACUGGAUGCGCAAAACAAUAAACCGCAGCAAAAGUCACAUGAAGAGCGCAAAAUUUGGCUGGCCGUUAAGCAGGUCUUUGCCUCGCGCACUCUCGUCAUACGCUACAUCAUCAUGUUAUACAUCUGGGCAGUCAAUGCCAUUGUCUACUAUGGACUGUCGCUGAACUCUACCAGUCUAAGCGGCAAUAAGUACUUAAACUUCGCGCUGGUCUGCCUCAUUGAAAUACCGGGUUAUAGUCUGGCCUGGCUGUGUCUACGAAAACUGGGCCGUCGCCUCUCGCUGUCUGGCUCGCUACUCCUGUGCGCCAUCACCUGCGUCACCAGCGGCUACAUUACCCUAGUGCAAAGUGAUAAAGCCACACGUAACAAUUGGCUGGUGAUUACCCUCUUUCUCAUCGGCAAGCUUGGCAUUACCUCCUCAUUUGCGGUCAUUUACACCUACACCGCGGAAAUGAUGCCUACGGUUAUACGCAGUGGUGGUGUUGGCAUAAUGUCCACUUUUGCAAGAUGCGGUGCUAUGCUGGCGCCUUUUGUACCCCUGCUGGGUGGAUAUUAUGAAUCCUUGCCCUUGCUGCUCUUUGGUGCUUCAUCACUGACAGCCGGGUUGCUAUCCCUCCUGCUACCAGAGACCUUUAACAAAAAACUGCCUGAUACGGUUGCUGACGCUAUUGCUUUGGGUAGCAAGCGAAUCGCGAGAACAAGUUCGAGCUCCAGAUGCUCACAUAGCCCACAGAAAGAAUCGAACAUUUGAAUCUCGUUAUUAUUAAGUUCGAUUCAAUUUUUUGACUAAGUGCCUGGAAUAAAUGCGCUUUUACUCAAAUUUA